AUGAGUUCUAAAAAAGAGCAAAAAUUAGAUGGUACAAAAAAAUCAGAUAAAAUGGUGGACACACAUCGAGAGUUUUUAGACAUGGACACCGACGAAGAAGAUUUUGGGCGGCAAGAAUCCCCCGAAGUCGAAGAAGAACUUCCUCCAGAACCUGAGAAACCAGUAUUUACUGAGAAAGAUCUACUUAUCUUAGUGAAAUACGUAAAAGAUUUAACAGUAUUCCCUGCAUUCGGCGAUGAAAAUUGGAGUGAAAAUUGCGACCAAAUAAUACGAGAAUAUUUUGAGAAUCCAUCACAUGUGCUGCUAACUAUACUUCAAGAAGGAAACAAAUUGACCGCGAUUUUGAAUUUUCCAAAAUAUGCAUCGAAGGGGUUUAUGUAUUUUUUAAGAUCGCCAUGGCAAAUAUAUACAGCAGAAAAUUUCCUCGACACAGUAUUAUUUGGAAGUAUUAAUGGAGAUAUUAAAAGUUUCGUUUUAAAAUUCAUGGAAAACGUUUAUGCACCAAUUGUACUUCGCACUAACGAAUAUACGUCAUUCAUAAAAGAUGAAGUAUUUUCAAAUCUCCACGAAUUUAUUAUUCGUUUGACCAAAGAGAUCUAUGAACCAAAGGGCUUGACUACUUUGUAUGUACCAAAGGAAAAUCUUCUUAACAAAUUGUUGGAACCAUCAACCAAAAUCGAUUGCUUCUUGUUAGGGGAAGAUCGAAAAACGAUUCUCCCAGAAGAAGAUCAAAGAAAACGAGAAACAGUUGAUAGAUUAGAAAAAAUAGUUUGGUCAUGGAUUGUGCAAAUACAUGACGCGGCGGUAACAUCGUCCAGUAGAAAAAACAUUGAAUGUAUACAAGAUGAAGUCAAUUACUGGAAAGCUAAACAUGCGGAAACCUCUAUAACAGAAGCGUUACUCUUAAUAUUAUAUAUUUGGAUUGAAGCUCCAUUUUAUCAUACUACGAGCAAUAUAGAAACACUUUGUAAAGCAUUCAGUUCGCAAAUAAUAUUUCAAUGCAAAAAUUACAUUAAGUUAGAUGUUAUUUUUGGAAAUAAUCCAGAGGAGGGCAAGAAACUACUGGAGAAAUGUAUAUUUUGUUGUAACAUUUAUAAAACAAUUUAUGAUAAUCUGAUGACAACUGUUGUCUUGUACAUUAAUCCUAAUAAAAAAUGGGAUAUAAACGCAACGGAGGUUUUCAAAAAAAUGGAUACUUUCAAACAAAGAUGCUACGACGUGAUUGAAAUCAGCGAGGCAUUACUGAUAUUUGGAAGGUAUACUAAGAUAGGAUUACUCGGAAGUCCAAGAGGAACCGAGUACGAGGCAUAUUGGCGAGAAAUUGAAAAUCUAUUUUACGAAAGCUUGAAUAAAAUUACUGCUGCUCGUGAUACUAUAUUCGAUAUUACAAAGUUUAAUUGGUUGAAAAAAAUCUGUCGGUUUAGGUACACGAUUCAACAAUUAGAAAACAUGGUGAUAAAUUUAAUUAAUGACAUAUUUAAAAAUAUUAAGAAUAUAGAAGAUGGUAUCGAGGCGAUUUACGCUUUACAUAAAUUAAAGAAAAGAGACAGUCUGAGAAUAUUAUUGCAGAACAAGUGGUUACAGGUUUGGAAAAUCUUUAGCAACGAAAUACAGUAUUGUUACACUUAUGCAAUUAAUAUAUCAAAAGAAUACGAACAAUCAAUACAGAAGACUGAUGUCAAUAUGGAUAUGUCGUGUAUUUCGUGGUAUUUAAAUAGUCAAUAUACUAUAAUGAGGAAUGCAGCGGAUUGGAUCGGAGAUUGUGCAAUUGAAAAGUGUACAAUGCAGCAAUAUAAACAUGUAUUACAUGUAAUCGAUGAGAGAAAAAAGAUGUUUAACACUUACAGUAUACAUGAAUCAUAA
Messenger RNA from Dufourea novaeangliae, 1863 nucleotides. Its product is annotated as dynein-1-beta heavy chain, flagellar inner arm I1 complex-like. Bases 1 to 1863 code for a protein of 620 amino acids. Lineage: Eukaryota; Metazoa; Arthropoda; Insecta; Hymenoptera; Halictidae. The record is from RefSeq and is a predicted model, not a curated record. The transcript is spliced from 10 exons.